UCACUUUUUUGCGUCACAGUUGAGCGUCAUGCUUUGCUGAAUGGGCAUUUGUGAAGACAAGCGUGAUGAUCAGCUGAUAUGACCUGAGCUCUUUGUGCCUGGAGGUGACGGAGCGUUACUUUGCCAAGGUGACUGCGGAAAAAGAUCGACAUACUUCCACUAUUCUACCUCAGCAGCUGAAGAUCUACACCACAGUGAUGUCGGGUGGGCUUGGUGGUGAUGGAAACUUCAGCUCUCUCUGCCCACAUGGCAUCGAGUGGAUUUGGAAUGGACUGGGGGAAUGUGCCCAGGAUGGCAGGGACGUUGCCAGUGUAGUUCUGGGACUGCUGUCAAUAGUUUGCUUCAUGGUGUCCUCAAUACCGCAAUACUACAGUUCCUGCAAGACAGGAAAUAUGGACAAAGCUCUGUCUAUAUGGUUUCUGUUAUUGUGGCUGGCAGGUGAUUCGUGUAAUCUUAUUGGAUCGUUCUUGGCAGAUCAACUUCCGCUACAGAAAUACACUGCAGUUUACUACGUCCUGGCAGACAUGCUAAUGCUGUUCAUGUACAUGUACUAUAAACUAAAGAAUAAAGCAUCUAGGGACAGUAACAGUGCAUUGCUGAAUGCAGUUAGCAUGCUGUGUCUUCUGGGAAUUACAUCUUCCCUCCUUAGCCUCCCUCGCUCCACCCUAGAGGAUCAGAUGCCCGUGGGGUUCAAGGGUCGGGCACUGCUGGCCGUGGAGGGGGACAAAAGUUUGGUGCAGCCCUUCACAACAAAGGAGAUUAUAGGCUUUGUCAUCGGCUCUUUUUCUUCAGUACUCUAUUUAUGCUCCAGAUUACCACAGAUGUACACUAAUUUUCGGAGGAAGUCAACAGAGGGCGUGUCUUUUUUCCUGUUUGCUCUGGUAAUUCUGGGAAACACAACAUAUGGCAUCAGUGUGCUACUGAAGAACCCAGAUCCAGGGCAGGGAGAGGCCAGCUACAUCGUGCACCACCUCCCCUGGCUCAUCGGCAGCCUGGGAACGCUCUCGCUGGACCUUAUAAUAUCCGUGCAGUUCAUGAUGUACAGCAAAUCUCCUCGGGAUUCUGCAGAUGGAGAUGAAGAGACAGCUGCUCUCCUCCAAAACUGAACUAUUUUCAUUUCUGUUGUGAUUGGAUGAAAUGCUGGAUAUGAUUUUGAGCAUCACAUUUCCACAGACAAAUCUGACUGACAAAAAUCGAAAAAAAUUUUUCCCUAAUAGUUUUAAGUUUUUUUUUAUCAGUAGGUUUUAUACCUCACAGUGUCAGUAGUUAAAGGUAAAUAGUACUGGUUCAAUGUUUGGCACCAAAGGGACUUAUUAAAACACUUUUGUAAUGUUUGUACUGUACUUCAGAAUUCACAAAAAGGUUUUUGUUUUUUUGUUUUGUUUUUUACAACUCGUGCAAUCAUGUAAAUUUUCUUUUGUACAGUGGAAUAAACGUUGCAUUCGGCGGCUCUAGCAGUCUUGAAUGAGAAAGAACUGUGAAAAUGGGCCGCUGUCAAUCAGUGUACUGUAAUGAUAGGCUGUUUUCAUGUAAUCUAUUGUAGAAAUGUUUUGGUAUUGUAAAGAUGUUUUUAAUCUUUAUAUUGUGGCCUUUGAUUUGAUUUUGCACUGCACCUGUCAUUCACUUGGUAACUUCUUUUAUUGAAGUUCCUAUUUUUAAGUCUUUGUGACUUUGUGCCUUUAUUUUUUGUUCUGUAUCCCAGCCACAACACUCACUAAAGAUUUUUGUUUUUCUGAGGCCAAA
Ctenopharyngodon idella (grass carp) is the source of this 1743-nucleotide messenger RNA. It is a transcript of the gene slc66a1, whose product is annotated as solute carrier family 66 member 1. The coding region runs from base 198 to 1106 and encodes 302 amino acids. Lineage: Eukaryota; Metazoa; Chordata; Actinopteri; Cypriniformes; Xenocyprididae. The transcript is spliced from 9 exons. The record is from RefSeq and is a predicted model, not a curated record.